AUGCCACCGCACCAAGAUCUACUGCAGGCCAACACUGAAUUUGAUUCCGAGUCCUCGUCAGAGUCUGAUUUGGAUGACUCAGACGAAGAGCUUGUAUGUGUCCAUGCCACAAUUGCACCUGCUCCUGUAGAUGCAACAUCUCAGGAGCUCCGUCAGGCUCUCGAGGUCACUCAGAAGUUGUUACUCAACUUGCAUAGUACAUACCGGGAGACUAUGAAAAGGAAUGCACUCCUUGAGGCAGCAACAUCCAAAGGUCACAAACAACGUAAUCUCACCCCAAAUGAUCUUGCGAUGGCAGCCAAGGAAGACACCAUCCGAACUCUUGGGAGGAAGUACUCCAUCACUCAUUGCCUUUGGGUUAACAUUGAGAUCUUCCCGUUGUGUACUUGUCCAGACAUCAAUCUUAACAGCAAGGAAUGCUGGAUAAGUGGGGUGUCGAUGGAGGAUGGUGUAAAGGCUGAACUAUUCCAGUUCAUUCCUACAGAAGAGCACGAAUUGAUGAAUUAUCAGAGUUUUGGCUCUUAG
Molecule: messenger RNA, 525 nt
Organism: Suillus fuscotomentosus
Lineage: Eukaryota; Fungi; Basidiomycota; Agaricomycetes; Boletales; Suillaceae
Exons: 2
Coding region: 1-525 (174 amino acids)
Source: RefSeq, a predicted model, not a curated record